Molecule: messenger RNA, 2103 nt
Organism: Rhincodon typus (whale shark)
Lineage: Eukaryota; Metazoa; Chordata; Chondrichthyes; Orectolobiformes; Rhincodontidae
Gene: mars1
Product: methionyl-tRNA synthetase 1
Exons: 13
Coding region: 172-1764 (530 amino acids)
Biological process (GO): methionyl-tRNA aminoacylation
Cellular component (GO): cytosol; aminoacyl-tRNA synthetase multienzyme complex
Molecular function (GO): methionine-tRNA ligase activity; ATP binding
Source: RefSeq, a predicted model, not a curated record
GGAGUUGUAGUCCCUCUCCCUGUCGUGCCCCAUUCUGAGGGAGGACGUGGAAACUACAACAUCCAGCGCCCUUCCAACUCCAUCCGCAAGUUUGUCUGGCAGAGCUUCUUUUAAAGCGAGGUUGCAUCAGUCGGGACCAGGGCAAGAGUAAAGGGAGAGAAAGGGAAGGACAUGAGGCUGUUCGUGAGCCCGGGUAACCCCAGCAACCUCAAAGUGCUGUUGGCUGUGGAGGUGACAGGCCUGAGGCCUGAGGUGCAGUCUGUCAGUGAGCAAGAUCGUGUUGUUCCUUUCCUGGUUCAGCCCCGGCUACCAGCCCUGCAAGUAACCAGUGGCGAGUUCCUGUUCUCCGCCAAUGCCAUUUGCCAAUAUUUAUUUACCCUCAGAGGUGAGGAGCCAAAUGAUAUAACUAACCAGUGGUUGGAAUGGGAUGCCACACAGUUACAGCUCCCCUGUGCAAUGCAGCUGGAGGAGAAGCUGGAGACCUGGCUACAGAGGUCUAUAGAGACCGGAGACUGGACAGCGAACGCUCGCUUCAUCACACACUCCUGGAUUCGAGAUGGCCUCAAGGCACGCUGCAUCACCAGGGACCUCAAGUGGGGGACUCCUGUACCACUGGAGGAGUUCAAGGACAAGGUUUUCUACGUGUGGUUCGAUGCUCCAAUUGGUUAUAUCUCCAUCACUGCUGACUACACAGAGCAUUGGGAGAAAUGGUGGAAGAAUCCGGAAGAGGUUAAACUGUACAAUUUCAUGGCGAAGGACAACGUCCCUUUCCACAGUGUGGUCUUCCCCUGUUCCUUGCUCGGGGCUGACGAUAACUACACCCUGGUGAACAGCCUCAUCGCUACAGAGUACCUGAACUAUGAGGAUGGGAAGUUCUCCAAGAGCCGGGGCGUCGGUGUGUUUGGGGACAUGGCGAAGGAGACUGGGAUACCGGUCGACAUCUGGAGGUUUUACCUGCUCCUUGUCCGUCCCGAGGGGCAGGACAGCUCCUUCUCGUGGCAUGACCUGAUGCUGAGGAACAACGCUGAGCUCCUCAACAACCUGGGCAACUUCGUCAACAGGGCUGGGAUGUUUGUCAGUAAAUUCUUUGAUGGUGUGGUGCCCGAGAUGGAGCUGACCCUGGAAGACAAACGGCUGUUGGUCCAGGUCUCGUGGGAGCUUAAACAGUACAACCAGCUCCUGGAGAAAGUACGAAUCCGCGAUGCCCUGAGAUCCGUGCUGAACAUAUCGCGAUACGGAAACCAGUACAUCCAAAUCAACGAGCCCUGGAAACGAAUCAGGGGGAGUGAGGCUGAUCGGAAGCGAGCGGGCACAGUGACCGGGGUGGCCGUGAACAUGACCUGCCUGCUAUCCGUGAUGCUCCUGCCCUACAUGCCGACUGUCAGCGCCGCCAUCCAGGGGCAACUGCAGGCGCCAGAGGAAUGCAACUCGCUGACUGACCGCUUUGUCUGCAUGCUGCAGGCUGGCCACCGGAUCGGCACGGUCAGUCCACUGUUCAAGAAACUGGAGGCCGAUCAGAUCGAGGAGUUGAGGAAGAAAUACGGAGGACAGAAGACCCCCGAAGGAGUCAAAGCCGCCCCCGGAGGGGAAGGAAAGGCCGACCCCAAGGAGCUGCAGGACCUGGUGAGCAAACAGGGGAGCCGCGUGCGCGAUCUGAAGGCGCAGAAAGCAGAUAAAUCGCUGAUCGACGCAGAAGUCUCAACGUUACUGGACCUCAAGAGGAAGUUGGCUCAGGCGGAAGGGAGGGCAGCGGGCAAGAAGUGAGAUGGUCACAUUCCCUCUACUCCUCUCUCAUCCUCAUCUCGACCACAAGCUGCGCAACUCUCUCUCUCUCUCUGCGUGUUCCCUCUGCUCUGGGCACAGUUCGAUCCCACAUGUGUUGGUGCGGUUCCGCGGCAGGGGCAUGGCUGUGGGGGGCGCGAGUGCGCGUGUUUGAACGUGUUGUUGGAGUUUCCGGCAGAUGCCCUGUGGCUAGGGACCUGUCCUCUUGGUGACUGGCUGCCCAGACGUGACUCGCAAGAAAACAAAAAAUGCAACUGGAGCUGGGAAAUAAAAUUGUGUGUGUUUUAUUUUUAAAUUUAACACACGCUCUGAACAUGGCAA